Molecule: messenger RNA, 918 nt
Organism: Pocillopora meandrina
Lineage: Eukaryota; Metazoa; Cnidaria; Anthozoa; Scleractinia; Pocilloporidae
Source: the annotation of a GenBank genome assembly
AUGGCACCUAUCGUCAAAACUUUACCGUCGUACAUUAAGGACUGCCAAAACGCACUUGAAAUUUUUCGUGACUUUUGUUUCCUCGACCAAAACAAACUUAUUUUCACCAUGGAUAUAACAUCUCUUUACACUGUCAUUCCCAAUGACGAAGGUCUCCGGGCCCUCAAACAUUUUUUCGAUCAACGCACUGUUAAGGAACCUAGCUCUGAAACACUACUCCGUCUGGCCGAACUAGUACUCACACUCAGUUGCUUUUCAUUCGGUGGUAACUACUACAAACAAACUGAUGGCGUGGCCAUGGGUACUAAAAUGGGACCCAGCUACGCCAAUCUUUUCGUAGGUUUUAUCGAACAUCAAUUUUUUAGCCAAUACCACGGCCCAAAACCUGAACUCCACGGCCGCUACAUUGACGAUUGCAUCGGCGCUACCUCCUCUACCAAAGAGGAGCUCACUCAAUUUAUAACCGCCGUCAAUUCCUUUCAUCCGGCUCUUAAAUAUACCUGGGAAAUUUCCGACACUUCUUUGGCUUUUCUAGACAUCAAAAUUUCAAUUGAAGGCAACGGCUUAUGUACUAGUGUUUACUACAAACCUACAGAUUCACAUAGUUACUUGUUGUAUUCAUCCUCACAACCAUCACACGUCAAGAACUCCAUACCUUUUUCACAGUUUCUCAGACUUCGUCGUUUAUGUAGUGACGACUCUGAUUUUUCCGUAAAAUCAGAGGCAAUGUGCCAGUUUUUCGAUAAACGUGGCUAUCCUGUUUCUGUCGUUCAAGCGGGCUACCACCGUGCCCAACAAAUCGAUCGACAGGCAGCACUACAAACGGCCGAGAAGGAGACUUCAGAUUCAGAGAUUCAGAGACUGGCACUAUCUUUUCGCAACCCCCACUUAUUUCAUUCAAACGUGACAAAAACAUAG